UUCAUUGUCUAUAAACCUCUUCAAUCUGUUUUCCCUCCUACCUUCCCAUCUGUUGAAAGGAAGGAUCUUACCCUUAAUCUGUUAAGAUCAAUGAUCAUACAACAGGUAUUUCUCUUUAAGUCUCUUUUUCUGUAAGUUUAAAGAAAAACAUAGUUGGUCAGCUUCACCAUAUUGAUGCUUACACAUAUUUGUGAUUUAACUGAUAUUAGCAGCAACAUAUUAGUGGUUUCUCCUCUCUCACGUGCUGUGAAACUCCCGCCACCACUAAUCUGAUUAUAAACAAUUACGUCAUUUGAGAAUUAGCUGGGGACAGAUGCAGGGAGGGUUUAAAAACAUGUAGCUCAACAAGACUUUUGGAAAGCUAGCAGAUGAGUUUGGACCUCAGGUUCCUCAGAUCAAAUUAUGUACAUCUGAAGCGUUUCACCAGAAAUCAGGUGUUAAUGCAGCCUCUACUUACAUUUAUUUAUUAGACUUGGUCAUAUUAAACUGGAAAACCUGGAAUACACUUCCUUACUGAAAUAUCAGUAAUUUUGACUCUUGAACUUCAGUAUCACCGAGUUUGAUAAAGACUCAAAGAUAUUCACGUUCAUUAACAAGCUUACGAUAAGAUGGAUGCCGUGGUGAAGAGAUCUCUGGGUGCUCCUCUCCGACAGCUGACCAGCUGCGUGACGGGGAACAAGGAUGGAUUUAGCCGGAAAGGCAAGAGCGUCCGCAGGAAGAGCGCCCCCUGCUGCUACGGUCAGACAGGACUUGACUCAUCCUGGUUAAGGACUUACCAGGCAGAACUGCACAGGGAAAGGAAAUUGAGGCAAGUCAAGUUUGCGCAGAAGAACGCAGAAAGAACCGCAAUGAGGACACAUCAUAGAAGUCCACACCGCCUCACAAAGACACCGGUUCAGAGGGCAAACCUAAAAAGCAAGGCCGCCACCAAAAAUGACAACUCUCUUUUUGGCGCCUUCCAAGGGCUCAGUCUGAGCAUGAGUGGAGUACAAACCUCUGUAACAUCAUCAUCAAGUGCAGAUCCAUGCAAAGUCAUGUGACGACACAGAAGGAAAACAUUUAAGUGACUCUGAUGGUGCCUCAAACUGCACUGACACUCUAACUGCUGGUAAACAACUGAACUUAUGCAUCAACUUAUGUUUCUUUACUUACAUUUUUCCAAUAAAGAUGAUCAACAUUUUA
Messenger RNA from Megalobrama amblycephala (Wuchang bream), 1182 nucleotides. RefSeq lists its product as uncharacterized. Gene Ontology annotation, cellular component: SNARE complex; terminal bouton. The record is from RefSeq and is a predicted model, not a curated record. The coding region runs from base 609 to 1040 and encodes 143 amino acids. The transcript has 5 exons. Gene Ontology annotation, molecular function: syntaxin binding. Lineage: Eukaryota; Metazoa; Chordata; Actinopteri; Cypriniformes; Xenocyprididae. Gene Ontology annotation, biological process: neurotransmitter transport; synaptic vesicle exocytosis; regulation of neurotransmitter secretion.